Messenger RNA from Periconia digitata, 3216 nucleotides. The record is from the annotation of a GenBank genome assembly. Lineage: Eukaryota; Fungi; Ascomycota; Dothideomycetes; Pleosporales; Periconiaceae.
GAUUCCGUCAAGCUCAAUAUGGCCUACGUGCUCUCCCUCCGCCCGCAGAGUCCCCUCAAGCGCUCCUUCAGCGACAAUCCCUAUCUCCAGUCACCUUCCCCUCUGAAAGAUGUCACUAUCGGCGCACUUCGCGAUAUAACCACCCGAAACACAUCAGUAUGUUCGUUGUACUCAGUCGACUCUUUGAGACCAGGACAAUGGAUUCGCGGCACCGAGAACACACCAUCGCCACGGGGCUCCCGUUCCGUGCUCGACCUUGUACCCGAGAAGCAAAAGGCUCUCUCCCCCGCUGAAAGUUUGCCUCGGAAGCGAAACUGUGGUCCAAACCGACCGCCGCCUUCCCUGUCGAGAGUCCACGGCCCUUCCGAACCAUAUUCGAAGAGUGUCAUAAAACGCUCACCUAUCCAGUCGCUUCCCGAGAAUGACCUUGUAUGUCCGGCGCCUAUCACUGCCAGCAACACUACAGACGAUGAAACUGAGUUCAUCAAUCUGUACGAGGCGAUGCACACUCCCCUUCCACAGGGCUGCUCUUCCGACAAUACCAAUGUUGAGCGUCAACAUGAAUCAGUUAAGAUACCCGACGUUGUCGCUGAUUCCCAACCUUUUCGCCGGUGGAUGAGUACGUUGAGACGUCGGCAUAUACAAAAGAACAAGCAGCGUGCAUAUCGAGCGCCUACGGUGGAAACAGAGACGGAAGGAAGCGAAGUGUAUCCACGGUUGCCGCCUAACUCUGUAGAUGAGGCCGUCCGCCGAAUGUCAGAGUCGAUAACAUCGUCUAUGGGGUGUGUGGUCACAAUGAAGUCUGCAUCAAUCACCGUGGCGAGUGCCAGUAUUUACCCUCAGGCCGAAUCAACUGCUCUACGCGGCGUGGUUCGUUUAGGCAACAGGAGUGCGCAGUGUUCAGAUGUGCGAAAAUCGACGGACAGUCACGGGGGGAGUAUGGGUACGAUCAUGGACGAGGGUGCCUGGUUGCGAUCCCUUUCCCGACGCAAAGUUGUAGAGGAGCUCAUCUCGUCGGAGGAGAGCUACAUUUCCGACUUGAAAGUCCUAAUUAAUGAUUACUUUAUAAUCUUAACCUCAGUCCCUACGCUACCGGUCCAAACACGGACAGCAAUACAACAAAACAUUUCACAAAUUUUGCAAUUACACGAAGACCUGCUGGCCGAUCUUCAACAAGCCGUUCCGCAAGCAGACUUGACUCACAGCGCACAACAAGAAAACCUUCCAGCAACCAGGGCCAAGCAUAUUCGUUUUCACAGCGCAGACCUCAUUCCAGGGCGGUUUCAUGACCACAACAUCUCACGAAGGCUCAGACACUCUCUCGAUAGCAUUGGCAGACCGUCUGAGCAGCGACCACAGGGCAUAACAACAGAUACCAUAACAGUGGGGGAAAUUGCUCGAAUAUUCAAUAAACACAUGAAGCGGUUCUUCAUAUAUGAGGAGUAUGGUGCUCAUUGGACGACCAUGUCUCAAGAUCUCACGUCCACGUGCAAGAACAUGCAUGGUUGGCAAGAGUAUGAACGAGGGGUUGAGGCACUAUCGAAAGUAGUAGCUUCUGAGAAUAAUCGGCAGACAAGCAGUCGCAAGGCUUUGAGCUUUCCUGAUCUUCUCAUCAAGCCUAUUCAAAGAGUGUGUAAAUACCCGCUGCUGUUUGACGACUUGUGCCGCCAUACCCCCGUGUACGAUGAUCCGGAAGUCCAUGCCGAGCUGGGCAAAGCGCUAUUCCGUCUACAAGAAACGAUUCGAGAAGUGAACAAAGCGAAAGAUGACCCCAAAACCCGGCGUUUGAUAGAAAUUACGUGGCAGUUGCAGGACAGGUUACUCUACCCAGAGCAGACCAUUCCAAGAGCCCUUGUAUUUCGCCUACUUGGACACGUUCUUCUUUGCGGGGUCCUGCAUGUCGCAUACUCAACUCCAGAGCGACCCAGGGGACAAUACAUGGUUUGCGCUCUCUACAAAUCAUGCCUUGUGAUUGCAACUAGCAAUCGUGGAUACACCCCCUACCAGGUUGUCGCUUCUAUUGCGCUUGCAAAUGCCUCUAUUGAAUUGCCUGAUAAUGGCCGCGGGCUUCAGUGUCACACUGCACCCAACACUUGGAAGCUGGUUUUCGAGCAUGGGCAUCGCCUGCACGAGGUUCUUCUGAGCGCCUGCUCUACGCAAGAAGAGGAUGUAUGGAAGGCACAAUUGCGUCAACGCAUCACGUGUGAGACCCAAGAAAUCAACGAAGGGCAAUUCACUAUGCAUGAUAUGUUCUCAUCCUUAGCCUUGGACAUCAAAUCUAUCGGGCCAGUUUUUGGGCAUGCAAACAAUCUGGUGCGACGCAUGUCAGUCCACCGUGCUGCUACGCUUGGCUCAAAGCAAUCCACGACUCAAGUUAUCAUCAAGAACACUCAAGCACAGAAAAUGCAGGAGCCCCCGCCGGCGUUCGCACCCACUCCAGUUACUCGAUCUCAGUCUCACCUAUCAACCAACCAUAUCCCUACUUUGGCUCCCAGGAGGACAGAGCGACUACGCCUCGAGGCAGCACUGGAAGAUGUUUGGACGAAAGACUUGCUACCAUACCCUGGAAUGGGCAAUCGAAGAGUUGAGAACCAGAUUCGCGCGUCAGCCAACUCGGUGAUGAGGAAAUUGAGCAUGGCCAGCAUUGCAAGCAACUUCUCUCGUCGCUCCCCUAGCUACUCGAGCAUGAGCAACACGCGAUCUGAGGACUCUUUCGGAAGCAAAGUAACAAAGAUGUCACAAGGAAAUUUGCGCGCCCGCUCUGCAGCAGAUCGUCGAGCGGCACCUGCAGUGGUCGACUUCCACAACGCCCCCGCUGCGUUCUUGCCAACGGACUUUGAAUUGCAAGAUAUACGCCCGUCAGCUCGACGCCGAAGACUCGCAAAUCGAGCGACAGGCACGGAACGCGGCAGCGAGAAACUCACGCCUAACAGACCGAAACGCACGCGCCGCCUUUCGUCACACCUUAUGAAUCUUCCUCGGACAGACGUAAGCAGUCGGGUGGAAACAAGAAUGUCAUCAAUGGCAUCUCAAUCGACCGUAAUACGUUCGAGCGACACAGGUACAGAAACAACAGUACAUGUACGCAGUAAUGAGGUUGUAACACACAAGAGGAAGGAGGCGAGCGACCGAGGCUCGCAGAAGGACAACGCGUCACCACCCCUUGCCAAACGGUUUCUGAAGAACAAAAGCAAGGUCUUUAGGUUUUGGGCAUGA